Messenger RNA from Thlaspi arvense, 489 nucleotides. The record is from the annotation of a GenBank genome assembly. NCBI's taxonomy places the organism in Eukaryota, Viridiplantae, Streptophyta, Magnoliopsida, Brassicales, Brassicaceae.
AUGAAUGCCUUCGCUGGUCAAGAAGGUCCAGCUUUUGGGACAAAAGUGGCUAAAUAUCCAGAAUGCCCUCGUCCUGAGCUCAUGAGAGGGCUGAGAGAACAUACUGAUGCUGGAGGAAUCAUAUUGCUCUUGCAGGAUGAUCAAGUGAAUGGUCUUGAGUUCUUGAAAGAUAGGAAGUGGGUCUCUAUCCCGCCGUCCAAGAACAAUACCAUUUUUGUCAAUAUCGGUGAUCAAGUCGAGAUACUGAGCAAUGGAAGGUACAAGAGUGUUGUGCACCGUGUAAUGACAGUGAAGCAUGGAAGUAGACUGUCGAUAGCUACAUUUUACAAUCCGGCUGGUGAUGCCGUAAUAACUCCGGCUCCGGAGCUCUUGUAUCCAAGUGGCUACAGGUUUAAAGACUACCUUAAGCUUUACUCAACCACUAAGUUUGGAGACAAAGGCUCCAGAUUUCAUACCAUGAAGAAAAUGGAGAACGAGAGUUCUGUCUAG